This is a messenger RNA of Astyanax mexicanus (Mexican tetra), 3811 nucleotides long. Its product is annotated as LIM and senescent cell antigen-like-containing domain protein 1. Bases 154 to 1332 code for a protein of 392 amino acids. Gene Ontology annotation, cellular component: focal adhesion; cytoplasm; cell-cell junction. Gene Ontology annotation, biological process: positive regulation of integrin-mediated signaling pathway; positive regulation of substrate adhesion-dependent cell spreading; cell-cell adhesion. The record is from RefSeq and is a predicted model, not a curated record. NCBI's taxonomy places the organism in Eukaryota, Metazoa, Chordata, Actinopteri, Characiformes, Acestrorhamphidae. The transcript has 11 exons.
AGGAAGAGAGAGAAGUGGGUGGGUAGGGGGCCUUUACUGGUCAAAGCACUGUCCCAGUUUGAGAUCAAGGACAGAAGUGGUGCUGGUUGGGCUGGUAGAUCUACUGUGGGAAAUCUGCAUAAUCUUUUUGUUUGGAUCAUUUGGACAGAAAUCAUGGAAGACCAGAACCAGGUGGUAGUUCAGAAUGGACAGGCUGUCCGGGUGCAUCUAAAUGGGGUCCAGCCCAGGCUGGGCAGCAUGGAGGCCGACCUGCCCCUCUCCAGCUCCCAGAGGAGGCGCAGUGAUGUCAAAGUGUACAAGGAGUUCUGCGACUUCUAUGUUCGCAGUAAUAUGGCCAGUGCUCUUGCGAAUGCUAUCUGCGAACUCUGUAAAGCUGGCUUUUCCCCUGCGGAGAAGAUUGUGAACAGUAAUGGAGAGCUGUAUCACGAGCAGUGCUUCGUGUGUGCCCAGUGUUUCCAGCAGUUUCCAGAAGGACUAUUUUAUGAGUUUGAGGGCAGAAAGUACUGUGAGCAUGAUUUUCAGAUGCUGUUCGCCCCCUGCUGUAAUCAGUGCGGGGAGUUUAUAAUCGGCCGGGUGAUUAAGGCCAUGAAUAACAGUUGGCAUCCGGACUGUUUCUGCUGUGAUAUCUGCCAGGCCGUUCUGGCUGACAUUGGUUUUGCGAAGAAUGCAGGCAGACAUUUGUGCCGCCCAUGCCACAUCCGUGAGAGAGCGUGCAGCCUUGGGAAGUACGUAUGUCAGAAGUGUCAUGCCAUGAUUGAAGAACAGCCAUUGAUGUUCAGGAAUGAUCCCUACCACCCUGACCACUUCAACUGCAGCAACUGCGGGAAGGAGCUGACCGCUGACGCUAAAGAGCUAAAGAACGAGCUGUACUGCCUGCCGUGCCACGACAAAAUGGGUGUGCCAAUCUGCGGUGCCUGCAGGCGGCCAAUAGAGGGCAGAGUGGUGAACGCCAUGGGCAAGCAGUGGCACGUGGAGCAUUUUGUCUGUGCCAAAUGUGAGAAGCCAUUCCUGGGUCAUCGGCAUUAUGAGCGGAAGAGCCAGGCUUACUGUGAGACGCAUUAUAACCAGCUCUUUGGGAAUGUGUGUCAUCACUGUAAUCGAGUUAUUGGAGGAGAAGUGGUGUCUGCGCUGAAUAAGGCAUGGUGCAUCGGCUGCUUCACCUGCUCCACCUGCAGCACUAAACUCACCCUUAAGGAGAAGUUUGUGGAGCUGGAUCUGAAACCGGUGUGUAAACAGUGCUAUGAAAGAAUGCCGGAGGAGCUGAAGCGCAGACUGGCCAAGCGUGAACACGACUCCAAGGAGCGAAAGAGGAAGAUGGGUAUCUGUCUGUGAUCUUCGCCAGCAGUUGAAAUGUUGCAGUUCUAUGAGGAAAGUGCAGAAAUUUGAUGAUGUGUACUGUAGUAUUUUCUAGUAUUUGUUAUAAAUAUUCAAUGAUUUUAUCCUAUAUUGUACAUAAAUACUGAAGUCAUCCAGACCAAGAAGGAACACAUACUCAAUCAUAUAGUAACUUUAAAGUGUUAAACAAACCCAAAAUAUUCUGCAAUACCCAGAUACCCUGGUGGGUUCUUAUAUGGGGUGCUGUUAACUAACUGUGGUUUCUAAGGCUGGUAACUCUGUUGAACUUAUCUUGUGCAACACUGGUAACUCUUGCCCUUCUUUUUUGGGGGAUUUUCUGAUGAGAGCCAGUUUCAUCAUUAGGUUUAUGAUGAAUUUUUAUAAAGCUGGCUGAGAAAAUGCUAAGAUGGAAAAAGCUGUCAUCUAAGCAAAAGGUGAUACUUUGAACAUUACCUGGUUUGUUUAAUAUUUUUGUUUACUAAAUAAUUCUAUAUGUGUUUCUUCAUAGUUUGAAUGACUUUAAUAUUAAUCUUUAUUGCAGAACAUUUUAAAAUAAUGAAAAAACACUGAAUUUAAGGUGUGUCCAAAAUGUCACUGUAUGAAAUGUACACAUGCAUUGACAAGUUUUAAACCAGCAUACAGUGUUAUGCAUACAGAGUUGGCACCCCUGAUCAUUUUCAUGAUUUCCUUUAUAAAUCACUGGUUGUUCAGAUCGGCAAUUUCAGUGAAAUAUAUCAGAUGAUAUUGUAAUAUCUGACAAGUUUAUUGGAUUUACAGAAAGUGUUCAAUAAUUCUGUAAACAGAAAAAUUGGGCAGGUGCAUACAUUUGGGCACCCUUGUUGUUUUAUUAAUUUAAAUACCUUUAGCACUAAUUCGUUCUCAAAAUAGUUUAAGCUCAUUGUCUCUUGACCUACAUACACAGGUGAAUCUAUUUAUGAGAAAGGUUUAGGUGGCCAAUUGCAAGUUUUUUUUUCUUUUUGCAUCUUCUCUAAAGAGUGGAAACAUGGAAGCCUCAAAACAAAACUCUAAAAUUAGCUGAAAACAAAGAUUGUUCAACAUCAUGGUUUAGAGGAAGGAUACAAAAAGCUCAGAUCUCAGAGAUUUCAGCUGUCAGUUUCCACUGUGAGGAUCAUAGUGAGGAAAUGGAAGACCACAGACACAAUUCUAGUUAAGACCCCAAGUGGCGGACCAAGAAAAAUCUCAGAUAAUCAGAGGAGAAGGAUGAUGAGAACAGUCAUAGUCAACCCACAGAUCAGCUCCAAAGACCUACAACAUCAUCUUGCUGCAGAUGGAGUCACUGUGCAACAUUCAGCUAUUUAGAGCACUUUACACAAGGAGUGGCUGUAUGGAAGAGUAAUUAAUGCAGAAGAAGCAUUUUCUGAGCACACGCCACAAACAGAGUCACUUGAGGUAUGCUAAAUCACAUUUGGACAAGCCAGCUUCAUUUUGGAAUAAGGUGCUGUGGACUGAUGAAUCAUGAUAAUUAUCAGGGAUGCCCAAACUUUGCAAUACCAAUGUAACCAGGAUUUUAAUGUUUUAAUAUUGUUUGACUUUAAUCAUAAUUUUUAGAUUAUCUUAUAACUUUGUGAAAAUUCUAAAAACAUUUGGAGAUGUGGUUAAUCAAUUAAAAACAAUACAAAACAAAAAUCCAAGCCUAACACUGUCCCUAGAUCUGUGGUGUGAUUACUGUAGCUUUAAGUUAGAUUCUCACUGAGUGCAUUUACAUGCUUUUCAUAAUACAGAUAAAAACUCAUCAGACAAUAAUCAGAUUUUUGUUGCAGCCAGACAAUAAUCUCACAGAAUAAGACGUGAUAAAAACAUUGCGUAAAACAUGAACUUCACACUGCAAUAUGGUCAUGAACAGCUAGAAAAUGAAGAUUAUUUAACCUGCAGUUUCAGGGUGUCUCACAAAGUAUUUGGUUGGGAUCUCACAGGUGCUGUGUUAAACUCGCUUAUUUCCACCCUGUUUUCACUCAUGCACAUCCCAGAAUACUCCGGUUAGCCCACUGUAGCAUGAUUUUUUUCAUAUUUAUUGGGAACAAAUAUUGUAGCCUGUUGAUAUAUCCAUUAAAAAAUAACUGCACAAUGUUGCACUGAGACAAAAAUAAAAAAACCCUGUUUUAGUAUGCAAAUGAAAAUAAACUAGCCACAAUAAUGACAAAGACAUUAAAAGGAAAAUUCAAUUAUCAAAAAUAUUCUUUGGUGCCUAAAAGCCAAUCCAUGCCAUAGAGGGUAUGACUUCAUACUCAGUAUGAAGUCAGUGUAAACUCAGUUUAUAUUACUACUUCAUUUAUACAGCAUAUUAAUUUAGCAUAUAUUGUGGAAUGUAUUGUUAUUGUAUUGCUAUGAGGUGCACUGAUUUGCCUCAGCUUCUCUUUGGAUUGUAUAUGUUAUUUGUUUGGAGUUUAUUUAGUAUUCACUGCCUAUUGCUUGAAAUGAAAAUAAUUUAAAUAAAAUGAAUGUAUACCAAAAAAAA